UUGCCCGCAGGUUCAGCCCAGCGAUGCACCCAUUAAAAACAGUUUCAUCCUCACGGAUUCUCCGCCGAACGAACGAUUCGUGCAGCCUGCACCCCCGUUUUCCCCCCUCGGUGACGGAUUUUUUUUUACCAACGCCUCCGUUACGCAUUUGCAAAUCCGGGAAUCUCGAGAUAAUCCUCUUCCAAGUCUAAUUUGGAUGCACGGGCAAGCCUUGCAAUUUGCAUCCACAGCUUGAGAAGAGAGGAAACUCACCCACCCACCCAAGCCUUUCUUAACCUCCUCCUCCCUAAAAAUAAACCAUGAACUGGAGCUCCGGGAGCUGGACCACCUCCUCGUUUGUUUGGUUUUUAAAACCCUCUUCUUUAAGAGCGUGCAAACCACAAACUCACUCUUCAACCAUAGAGCUCCUAGUUCCUCUCUGUUCCUAGCGAUCACCAGGAAAUACAACGGAGAGGAGGAGGAGGAGGAGGAGGAAUAGGGGGGGUUAAAUUAAUCGGGGACCUUCCUGUUCCCAGCAGCAAACCCCCCACCCCCCAACCAACCAGAGCCGAGAGUUGGGCUUUAGUGGAGUCGCUUGCAGCGGCUCGGAUCCUCCCGCGGUGCUUAGGCGCCCCGGGGACGUGACCUGGGUUCCUUUCAUCCCGGGUUAAAAAAUACAUUCUGGCUUGAAAAUCCUCAUUUUGAGAUGGCGCAUGAAGAUCCUGGCAUUGCAGAGAUCCAUGGCUCAGAUAACAGUAGAAUCAUAAGGAGAGUCUACAUAGCUGACAGAGGCGUGGUGCGCAAGAGUGAAGAUGAUUUGAAGCAUGAGGCCAUCCAGUCCGCAAUACAGAACAGACAAUCCACCUGGAGGGCAAGUUCACAACAGGAAGCCUCUCUAGAACGGCAGGGGAAUCUGUUAGUCUCUGGCAACUACGGUGAGAGCGAUAUGGCUGGAGCAACCAGCGUUGUCUCCCGGUCCAGCAAGCAGCGCCCCUUUAUUUGCAACGAGUGUGGCAAGAGUUUCAGCCACUGGUCGAAACUGCUACGGCAUCAGCGCACGCACACUGGCGAGCGUCCCAGCACUUGUACUGACUGUGGCAAGAGCUUCUCGCAGAACUCGCACCUGGUGCAGCACCGGCGCACCCACACCGGUGAGAAGCCUUACGUCUGCCGUGACUGCGGCAAGAGCUUCAGCUGGAGUUCCAACCUGAUCCAGCACCAGCGCAUCCACACGGGAGAGCGCCCUUACACGUGUGGGGACUGUGGUCGCAGUUUCACGCAAAGCAAGAACUUGGCCAAGCACCGGCGAACACAUACGGGGGCCCGACCAUUCCGUUGUCCCGAAUGCGGCCGAGGCUUUGCACACAGUGCUGGCCUGAUCAAGCACCAGCGUUUGCGCCAUGACACGGACUCCCCCAUUGGCCACCCAUGUCCAGAAUGUGGACAACGCUUCCGAGCUCCUUCAGAAGUGGAACGUCACCGUGUUGCCCAUCACGGAGCCACCCCAUCAGAGCCUUUCAUCUGUGUGGAAUGUGGGGAAUGUUUCACCAAGAGCACUACCCUUAUCCGCCACAAGCGAGUGCACAAACCGAUAUUUGUGCGUUGAGGGUUUCUCCCUCUGGUAGGAUGUGAAUUCUGAACGAUGUCCAGGUUAGUAGCCUGGAGACUGAGGAUAGUUUGGGGUCCAGCGUGACUCUGCAUCCUGGAUCUCACUUGCCUAGAUCAAAGGUCAUGUGUGAGCCAGUGUAUCCAACUAGGGAGCAGCAAGAAGGGGAGGAGGCAGGAAAUUCAGCUUGGAGCUCAGGUCUCUGGUCAUUUGUUGGAAGAAAAACUGUGUCCAGAUCUUAAUCUAUCUUCUGAGGCAGGAUCAAAAAAUAGUUCUCACUGACCAUCUGAGAACUAGUAGGCUGUUACUGUAAAUAAAGUUUUUUGUUAGAAGCCAUAAGAAUUUUGAGAAGGCGGGAGAAGAAACCUGAUCUUCAGUCAAAGAUUUAUUGGGACUUCAAAGGAAAAAAAUGAGUAAGGAAGUAUAACCUUAAAAAUAACCUUUGAGUUAUUUUUGUUUGGAAAGGUAUGUGAAGUGAGGAAAAAGUGAGGGCACUGAAGAGUGGAGGAAUCGGAGGAUUGAAACCCGUUUUGUGCAAUAAAGUGUUUUGUAUCCCCUAAUCUCAGUUGCUUUCACUCUUAGUUUCCUUAUGAUUAUCUUUCCAGUAGAAAACUAGGCAGAGUGUGUCAGAAAUGGAAUAUGGACCAAACAUUGAAUAGACAAUAGAUCUACACUGCUGAAAAUGUGGAGGUACACAGCAGAAGAGUAAAUUAUGAUUGUGGGAGCUACUAUAUUAAGUAGAAAUAUUAAACAGAUAUGAGCCACCAAAUAUUUGGGCUUUUUAAAAGAAGUUUUCUCCAGGACAGGAAUGGUCUGUUAUUAUUAUUAGUAAGGAGUAGGAUGUUUUGAUGCCACAUACUAUAAUUGGAUGGUGAUGAGCUCUCUACAUUUUCCUAAUACUUUCCAAGUGUCAAGUGACUUAAACCAACCUAAAGCCUUUGUGUUUUUGUUUCCCUCAGAUCAUGUCUCUAGAGCGAACCUAUGACACACAUGCCCAUGGCACGCAGAGCCAUGUUGCCUGGCACAUGUGUCGUUGCCCGUUCCUCUUCUGUGUUUCUGGCGCGCACGACGAUCAGCUGAUCUUUUUGCAUGCAGCAGUGCCAGAAACUGGAAGAGCUGGUCUUCUGUUUUCCUUCAUGAACAUGCGUGCCGGCCAGCUGAUCGUCGCAUGCGCAUGCGUGCCAGAAACCCGGAAGAAUAGCUGGGUGAAACCGGAAAUUCAUUUUUGAGUGCAUGGAUGCACCCUGGGCAGCUCCUCUUCUGGGUUGCAGCCCAGAUGCACGUGUGCUCCCUUUUGGCACUUGGUGCUGAAAAGGUUCGCCAUCACUGCUCUAGAGCUUUGCAGUUUGAUAUUGAGCAAAAGAUCCAGUCUAAACAUCAAAAAUUAGUGAGAGGAAAUUUUAACUAGAUAAAUUGCUGACAAUUUCUAUCAAAGCUUAAAUAUAUAUUAUACUAUUGCAAUUCAAUAUUAUAAUACCGUGUUUCCCCCAAAAUAAGACCGUCUUAUAUUUUUUUGAACCCCGAAAUAAGCCCUUAAGCCUUAUUUUCGGGGAGGUCUUAUUAUUUUGGGGCAUGUGGAGCAAGAUGGGGCUCCUCUUGCCGUCUUACCUGAUUUCCAGCUCUGCGUUUAAAUAUUUUUGGGGAGGGUUUGUUUUCAGGACAGACUUAUUUUAGUGCAUGCGCUCAAAAGCCCGCUAGGCCUUAUUAUUAGGGGAUGUCUUAUUUUCGGGGAAAUUGUCAGCAUUAAGAUACUAAAUCAAAGGUUCUUACCUGUAGCUGUGAGUUUAUAAAGUUAAGAGAGAGCUGUGGUGGCGCAGUAGUCAGAAUGCAGUAUUGCAGGCUAAUUCUGCUGACUGCCAAUUGCCAGCAAUUCAGCAGUUUGAUUUUCACCAGGGUCAAAAUUGACUGAGCCUUCCACCCAUCUGAGGUUGGUAAAAUGAGGACCCAUAUUGUCAGGGGCAAUAUGUUGACACUGUAAACCGCUUAGAGAAGGCUGUAAAGCACUGUGAAAUGGUAUAUAAGUCUUAAGUGCUAUUGCUAUUUUUAGAGUGGGUGUUCUAAGAAAACAGCAACCGUUUCCCUUGCUUAUCACCCUUGAAACAUUUUUUUGCAGACUCAAGAACCCAUGUUGUUCAAAUUCAGAGGAAAAUUGCAAAAUAGAGCUAUGAUUUCCCUUUUGAAAUGAUGAAAUAUCAAAACUGGUGUCCUUAAAAACCAGUGUCCAAAACCUGGUGUUCAAACCACAGGAUCCCGCUUGGGAAGCAUCCACCAAAGUGAAAAUAACCCAUCUUGAGCUGUUUUUAUUCUAAAUAUUUUGUGUACUUUUAGUGAAACCUCAUGUCAGGAUUUGAGAGGCAGUAGAGUGCCUCAGACAGUAGAGUUCUGGACAAAAGUGGAAUGCUUUUUUUAAAAAAAGGCAGGAUGAAAUAGUCUGGUAGUAAGGUGGGAGAUAACCAGGGAAUGAGCUACAGUUUAAUUCUGAGAAAGGAAAUACUUUCAGAUUGGCUCAUUCCACCUAAUACAGGUUUGGCUAAGUAAGUGACAAGGCACUAUUGCCUGUUUGUCUUGACUUAGGUAUAAAAGUCAGCUGAAUGACUUUGGGCCACUCACUCUCUCAGCCCAUCCUACCUCAUGCGGUUGUUCUACAAAAAAUAGGAGGAAGGAGUAUUAUGUAUGUUCACUGCCUUGAAUUAUUUAUAAAAGUAAUAAAGGAAUGAUAGAAAAAAAAA
Messenger RNA from Pantherophis guttatus, 4314 nucleotides. RefSeq lists its product as uncharacterized. Gene Ontology annotation, cellular component: nucleus. Gene Ontology annotation, molecular function: DNA-binding transcription factor activity, RNA polymerase II-specific. The record is from RefSeq and is a predicted model, not a curated record. Gene Ontology annotation, biological process: regulation of transcription by RNA polymerase II. NCBI's taxonomy places the organism in Eukaryota, Metazoa, Chordata, Lepidosauria, Squamata, Colubridae.